AUGGGUAUCAAGACAAUCUUUAAACCCAAACAAAGCCCAGAACAAUUAUUGAGGGAAUGGCAAAGACGACUCCAGCAAGAGUACCGUAGAAUUGAAAGCCUCACCAGAGAUGUUGAGAAAGAGGAGAAGAAGGUGCAAAGAGCAAUUAGGGAUGCUGUCAGGAGGAAUGACAUGAUCUUAGCAAGGGCAAUUGCCAAGGAAAUGGUGAGGUCAAGGAAAAUGAUGAAUCGACUUCGUGAGAACAAGGCACAACUAAAUUCAAUAUCAACUCACCUUGGAGAAUGUGUUGCUGUUGUUCACACAGUGGGUCAGUUGUCAAAGAGUACAGAGGUCACAAAACUUGUAAAUGAGCUGAUAAAAGUUCCAGAAAUAUCCAGCAAAAUGAAAGAAUUCAGAAAACAAAUGACAAAGGCUGGUGUUAUUGAUGAGAUUGUAAAUGAUACUGUUGACAAAGCAUUGGAUUUAGAAGACGAAGAAACUGAAAUUGAUCAAAUAGUGGUAGAUGUGGUUGGACAACUUUCAAAGUCUCUUGGAAAAUAUAGCGGAAAUCUACCUUACGAGAGAGAAAACUUUGUUAAAAGCGAAGAAUCUAUGGUUGAGGUUGGAGAUGAAAUGGAAAAUCUAGAAGAGAUUGAAGAGCAGCUUGCUAGGUUGGCUUUGUAG
Messenger RNA from Camellia sinensis, 663 nucleotides. RefSeq names its product vacuolar protein sorting-associated protein 24 homolog 1-like. Lineage: Eukaryota; Viridiplantae; Streptophyta; Magnoliopsida; Ericales; Theaceae. The record is from RefSeq and is a predicted model, not a curated record. Gene Ontology annotation, biological process: vacuolar transport.